This is a messenger RNA of Brassica napus (rape), 1120 nucleotides long. RefSeq lists its product as uncharacterized. The record is from RefSeq and is a predicted model, not a curated record. The transcript has a single exon. The coding region runs from base 270 to 977 and encodes 235 amino acids. NCBI's taxonomy places the organism in Eukaryota, Viridiplantae, Streptophyta, Magnoliopsida, Brassicales, Brassicaceae.
AUUGAAUUUAGUUCAUAUAGUUUAUGUUUACAUAAUUUAUGUUUCAAAACAUAAUUUCUUUUAGAAAAAUUAAACUAAGAAGAAUCUAAUUAAAUUGGUCCAAAAAAACAAACUGAACCGAAUACAAAACGAAACGAAUAUAAACCGAACCGAACACAAACCAAACCAAACUAACUAUGAUUUACUUCAGUUGAAAAAAAUGCUAGAACCGAACUAACCAAACCCGAACCGAACCUAAAAAAUAAACGAAGUGCCCACCCGUAGUUUAAAUGGAGAAAGAAAUCUCUGAUGAGAAUAAACUAAAAGGCCAUUCUCUAGCCCACAUUGUCUCUCCCUCUCUCUCUCUCUUCUACCUUAUGGAUUCUUCAAAAACCAGAUUAGUGGCCAGACGAUCUGAUCCGGCCAACUUUCCGGCGAAGAAAAAUAUUUCUUCCCGGCGAUCUUUAUCUUCUUCUUCCUUCUUGUUUCCAGGUGACUCUCCUUUAAACUCUCUGGCGACUCCUCUUGGUCUCAUCGGUGUUCCAUUCUCAUGGGAACAGCUUCCUGGGAAACCCAAAGACUACUCUCAUAGACUCAACCACCGCCGCAACAACGAGUCUUCAGUUAUAUUACCUCUCCCUCCUCACCGGAGUAUCACCUUUCCGGUCACCGGUAAAAACCAUAAAUCUAACUGUCCCACUAAAAGGAGCAGCUCCCCGGUGACGGCGAUGGAGAAAGAUCCUUUCGCGGCGGCGUUGUUGGAAUGUUCCAAAGAUGACGACGAAGAUGAAGAAGACGUAGAUCGGAGGUACCGAGGAAACUCCGGUAGGCCAAGCAAGGUGUUGGUAAAUAACAGCAUCAGCGGCAGGUUCGGGUUAGUAAGUCUCUACGGUUCUUGUCGGAGAACUUGUGCAGUUUCAGAGUCCAUUGUUUAUCUUCCGAAACCGGGAAAAGCUGCUUCGUAUGAUCAUCUGCUUCUUCCACGCCGUCACCGUUGAUUUGUCGUCUUUCACGAUUUACUCUAUUAUAUAUCUCUUGGUCUUUGCAAUACUUUCCAUAUAUAUUUAUUCUCUGAAUGUGACAUAUAUUAUGUGUGAUAUUUUAAAAAUUAUUUCCUAUGAACUUUAACUUUAAACUUUAA